CCAGCUGUGAUAUGGCCACGAAGUCUCUCGCUAUACUGGCAAUGCUCUGGGUCUGCUUCCUACCUGCCGUGGCAGCUCUUCCAUUUCCCGCUGGACCAAGUGAUGAAGUCUGGAUAAGUGAAGCAUUUGGUGAAGUUUUGACAAAGACAUCAAUGUCUCACUGUUCCCUUAUUUUCUUUUUGGACAGUACAUCUUCCUAUAUAUACGAGGCUUUAAGGCUCCGUGUGGCCUCAACAAGGAUUGGCGGUAAUGUGGCCUUCGAGGUGGCAGACGAAGUGGGGCUUAACAUCACCAUUACUCAAGCAGUGGCUCAGGCUCGAAAGAUGCGGAUGAUGUCCUGGUGUGCCUUGAUGGUUGUCUUCAGCGAUAACCCGAUCUUCCUGUCUGUUUUCGCGGAGAUGGCUGAUAAGGGUCGGCUGAUGGUGUGGGAAACAAGACUCUUAGCAAUUACCAGGCUGCCUUUGUCGAACCUUCAGGAAUUGUUACAGAAUUACUGGACCUUCUCCAUGAUGAACACAAUGUUCAUGAAAAUGAAGGAAACAACUGGGGUAAACCACUGCCAGCUAUAUGGGCACAUGCCAUAUAGUCCAAGUGGAGCCCAGGUAGUGAAACUGGCAACUUUGAGGCCCGGCCACCUUUUAGUGUACUUAAAAAACAGAACACUCUUCCCUGAAAAGUAUGAGAAUUUUUAUGGUAUGAACGUGAACAUAUCAUGGCUCCCUUUAACACCCUACUGGACGGAAAUAAAACGGCUAGGACCAAAUGGUACUGAAGUAAACACGUACACGGGGAGAGAAUACUGGAUCAUGGAAAACAUAGGAUCAAUACUCAACUUUUCUCUCAAUCCUCUUCCGUUUAUAGGAGCGGAGGCCGUAAGGAAACGUUUGAGGACUCGGGAAGCUUUCCUGUGGCCUGUUAAUCUACCAGUAUUACCUCACAUGCUGAAUCUCUUUGACAUCAGUUUUUUUCUGGAGCCAUCCACCCUGGCCUUUACUAUGGUUAAGCCGUCCAUGAAAGCCACUUGGCAGAGCCUUUAUUAUCCACUCCGUAUCGAGGUCUGGGGAUUAGUUUUAGCUACGGUCCUAGUUGUAUAUAUUGUCCUUAUGUUGAUGAACCGCAAUGGGAAGGACAAGGGACCUGAUGCGUGGUUAGUAAUGAAGCAAGUACUUGGGACACUGCUUGACGAGGCCAUCCCAGGACAGCUGCCAUUACGAAGCACUACAAGGAUAGUAUUGACAGCCUGGCUCCUCUUCUCCUUCAUCGUAGGAACAGUUUACCGCAGCAACCUCACCGCAUCCCUUACUGUAAUAAAGCAUCCUCCCCGUAUCACGAGUUUCGCCGAACUCGUCGAUGCAGGAACCAAGCAAGUGCGCUGUGAAUAUGAUGGGUGUUAUUAUUAUUAUUAUUAUUAUUAUUAUUAUUAUUAUUAUUAUUAUUAUUAUUGCUGUUGUUGUUGUUAAUGUCUUAUUUUACAAAAUGAAGAAUUCUGGUCGUGGACAUCAUGGAUAUGUUUUACGACAACUUCAUACAGUCAAGAUCAGAGGUACUGCGAACGAUAGCAGCAAGAAUGGAGAUGGUUCCCAGUCAUAUGGAUGGAUUGACAAGAUGUCUUACUGAAAACGCAGCCUAUCUUUUUGAAGGACAAUUAAUAGAAGUAAUGAUCGCUGAGGACUUCACGGAUAAAUGGCAAUCAACACCCUUGUACGUUACAAAAAACAAUCUUUUGGCGGAUUUUACGGCGUUUUUGUUGAUACGAGAUGCUCCUUUUAAACCAAAUUUUGACUACUGCCUGAUCACAUUUCAGGGGGCUGGACUGAUAGGAAAGUGGAAAACAGACAUGAUGGAUCAGAUUCGCAGAGGAAGGCGGCAGAAACGAAGUAACUCCACCAUAGUAGAGAUCCAGGGAACUAUCAAGCCUCUCACUCUCGUGCAUAUGCAGGGGCCACUCUUCCUUUACCUGUUGUGUGUCAUCGUCUCCUUGGUUGCCUUCUUUACUGAGACAUUAUUUGGGGUCUGUCUUCACUAACAUUAUUCACGUUAAUGUUCCUAAAUAAUGUAGAUAUAAUAUAAAUAAUAAUAAUACAGAUGAUAUACCAAAUAAUGGUAAAUAUAUGAGAAGGAAUGCCAAGUAAACAUUUUCUAUUUCCUUUGGGUUACUGUAGUUGUUUGUACUCCUCUAAUUUCUUUUUAUUCUUAAAAACUAGAGAGCAAUUUUUUUUUGUCAUGAAAUAGGCUGCUUAAUGAUUUUUGCGAUCUCUCAAAUUUACAUAGUAAAAAAGGUGUUAAAAUUAUUUUGGAGAAGUUCAAAUAGGCAGAAUAAGAAGCAGAAUUCCAGUGUUUGUCAUCGAACAUGUGAAGUACCCAUACUGUCUGCUGCUGAGUUAUUGGCUGACUAGCUGUGAACGGGAUAUAAAGGACUGUGAAAUAGAAUAAGGAGAAUUAAAGUAGGAGGAACAUGAAAAUACUGGCAGUGACGAAAGGUAGCAGGUGAAUUAUUCCUGUCACUCCACAUAAUGUACCAUUUUAUUUUUAAGAUCAUUUUACAUUUCUACCAUUAAGUAACAUUACAGAUCCAUGAGUAUGACGUGCCCACAGGCGUGGUUCAGGACGUCAGUCAGGUAGAGGGUAGAUUUGUAGACGAAGCUUAUGUAGGCUCACGGCCAUCUGACACUGACGUUCAAUCGAGAGAGACACUCAGGGACAUUCCUGGUGAGACUGAGGUGGAACUUUGGUAGAUUUCUUUGUCGAAGAAUGUAUCUGUCCGUCUAUGUAGACCCUGAGGACUCACAGAACAAACAGCUGACGACUGAACAGAAACAACUGUUAGGCUAGGUAUAUUAUACUUCUGCUUGCAGACUUAUAUUUAUCAUGAGUGUUCUAAUGCGUGUUCAAUUUCCGGCGACGCCAUUCUUAAGAUGAAAUCACCUGCCAUCAGGUAAUAUCAUGAGUGCUUCCAUGAUGCCUUAACGCUAGGUAAUGACACUGGUGGAGGCGGUGGAGAUCUCUGAAGGUGGAUUGCUUCAAAGGACAAGGGUUUAGUUGUAUGCCACGAAUAUAAGAGAGAGAGAGAGAGAGAGAGAGAGAGAGAGAGAGAGAGAGAGAGAGAGAGAGAGAGAGAGAGAGAGAGAGAGACGCACGGUUUGUUUCGGUAGGGAAAAUUAAAUGAAGCCCAAAUUAAUGAAAAAAAGAAUGUCGCGUUGUGACAUGACGGUCAUGGCUGACAAAAGUGAUUCAGGUCUUGACGAUCAUCCUGUUAUAACUGGUAACAUGUCCAUUGUUCCGAGAAGCCUCUCGUGUCCAAUUUAUCUGGUCUUCAAAUCAAAUUCUGUGCUACCAUGAUGCAAAGAUGGAAAUGGUAUUCCAAACCUUUAAGCUUCUCUCGUUUACCUUCAAACUCUUUCAUCCUAACUCCAAGUUCGUAUCUCAUAAUUCCAUUAUUUUUCUCUUAACUCAAUAUUCUUUCUCUAAUCCCCAAGUCCUUUGUCAUUCCCUGACUCUCUCCUUUAUAACUCCUAUCCUUAUUAUCGCAAUUCCAUCCAAUAAUUUUAACUCUCUCUCUCUCUCUCUCUCUCUCU
Messenger RNA from Scylla paramamosain (green mud crab), 3575 nucleotides. RefSeq lists its product as uncharacterized. The transcript is spliced from 10 exons. Gene Ontology annotation, cellular component: membrane. Bases 12 to 1460 code for a protein of 482 amino acids. NCBI's taxonomy places the organism in Eukaryota, Metazoa, Arthropoda, Malacostraca, Decapoda, Portunidae. The record is from RefSeq and is a predicted model, not a curated record. Gene Ontology annotation, molecular function: ligand-gated monoatomic ion channel activity.